AUGACUGAAUCCGAAGAUGGCCACCACAUCGAAAUUGUCCCCGAUGAUAGCGCAUGGGCAGGAGUAGAGGAAAACGCCGAAGAUCCUGAAGAAGUUCGCGUUAUAUUCAGCGCAUUGGAUUCAUUCUUCCAAUAUGCCAAAGUCUCACACUUCAACGUCACACAUCUGCGCCGUCAAGCCUUCUACGCUUUGCCUCAAGCACAAUGGCAGCUCUUAGCUGCACCUCCGUUCAACUUUCUUGAUACACUUGAGAAGACUGACGAUGCCAUUGACCAGAAUGCUGAGCUGGCUCAUACCAUUGCUCACAUUGGACUCCAACAAUUUCGCAUGAUGACUGAUGACCCUGAAGGCCAAGAACCCAAGAUGCCCCGAGAAUGGGCUGGGGUAGCUAAGCACUCUGAUGUCGACAAGGCCAGGAGUACAAUCCGACAAUUCUACCGGGACUGGACUGCAGCGGGGACUGCUGAGAGGGAGGCUUGUUAUGGACCCAUCAUGAAAGCCCUUGCGGGUGAGAAGGAGAGAUAUCCUGACAGAUCUCCUCUAAACGUAUUGGUUCCGGGUGCUGGUCUAGGGAGACUGGUGUUUGACCUAGUUGCGAAUGGGUACAAUGCUGAAGGCAACGAAAUCUCUUACCACCAACUUCUCGCCUCGUCGUACAUCCUCAACUACUGUCCCGCAGCAGAGCAGCAUACCAUUUACCCCUGGGUUCACAGCUUCUCCAACCAUCUCACGCGAGCAAACCAUCUUCGAGGCUACGCCGUCCCGGACAUUCACCCAGCUACCGUUCUAGCGGAAACACCCAACAUCGGAGAGAUGUCCAUGUGUGCUGCUGAUUUCCUCUGCCUUUACGCCGACGAAGAUCACGAGGCGCAGUACGACGCUGUGGCAAGUGUCUUCUUCCUCGACACAGCGCCCAAUUUAAUCCGGUAUCUCGAAGUGAUACGACAUUGCCUUCGACCUGGAGGCGUUCUCAUCAAUAUUGGACCGUUGCUGUGGCAUUUCGAGAAUAAUGCUCCCGGAACCCACGGCCAGGAUGGCGAUGCGGAACAUGACCCUAAGAACUCAUCAGGCAUCGCAGAUCCAGGAAGCUUCGAGUUGGCAGAUGAUGAGGUUAUUGCGCUUUUGGAGAAGAUGGGCUUUGUCGUUGAGUGGCAUAAGACUGGCGUUCAUGCGCCGUAUAUCCACGAUCCUGAAAGUCUUUUACAGUCAACAUAUAGAGCGAGCACUUGGCUUGCUCGAAAGCCUUUCAAUACGAGCGGCUCAUAA
Molecule: messenger RNA, 1266 nt
Organism: Fusarium coffeatum
Lineage: Eukaryota; Fungi; Ascomycota; Sordariomycetes; Hypocreales; Nectriaceae
Exons: 2
Coding region: 1-1266 (421 amino acids)
Molecular function (GO): S-adenosylmethionine-dependent methyltransferase activity
Source: RefSeq, a predicted model, not a curated record